GUCGUGGGACCUGGCCUUCCACACCGUGGCCCUGGCGCUGGUCGACCCCCACAUGGCCAAGGAUCAGCUGCUGCUCUUCCUCCGGGAGUGGUACAUGCACCCCAACGGUCAGAUACCAGCUUACGAGUUCGCGCUGGGAGACGUGAACCCGCCCGUGCACGCCUGGGCCGUCAUGACCGUGUACCGCGGGAGUGCUGGCAGGGGCCGGCGAGACACCAGGUUCCUGGCCAGGGCCUUCCUCAAGCUCUCCCUCAACUUUACCUGGUGGGUGAACAGGAAGGAUCCCAGCGGGAAGAACGUGUUCGGAGGCGGCUUCCUCGGGCUGGACAACAUCGGCGUCUUUGACAGGUCGAAGCCUCUUCCGGUCCGUGGCCAGCUGGAGCAGGCCGACGGCACUGCGUGGAUGGCCUUCUUCUGCGUGGUGAUGCUGGACAUGGCCCUCACCCUGGCCGAGCACGACCCCGUCUACGAGGACAUGGCCUCCAAGUACUUUGAGCACUUUAUCCUCAUUGUGGACGCCAUCAACGCCUCGGGCCAGGGUCGUGGGCUGUGGGACGACGACGACGGCUUCUAUUACGACUACAUCAGGCGGGAUGACGGUACAUCCAUGCCUCUCAAGGUAAGGCGCGGCCUGCCUCACGCUAGCCGGAGG
Molecule: messenger RNA, 652 nt
Organism: Procambarus clarkii (red swamp crayfish)
Lineage: Eukaryota; Metazoa; Arthropoda; Malacostraca; Decapoda; Cambaridae
Source: RefSeq, a predicted model, not a curated record